Molecule: messenger RNA, 1632 nt
Organism: Eptesicus fuscus (big brown bat)
Lineage: Eukaryota; Metazoa; Chordata; Mammalia; Chiroptera; Vespertilionidae
Gene: CDK6
Product: cyclin dependent kinase 6
Exons: 8
Coding region: 635-1615 (326 amino acids)
Biological process (GO): signal transduction; protein phosphorylation; G1/S transition of mitotic cell cycle
Cellular component (GO): cytoplasm; cyclin-dependent protein kinase holoenzyme complex; nucleus
Molecular function (GO): cyclin-dependent protein serine/threonine kinase activity; cyclin binding; ATP binding
Source: RefSeq, a predicted model, not a curated record
CGGGCUGCGCAGCCGGCGGCGGCUCCUCCGCUACCUGUGUGGCCCUCGGCCUGGCUCCGGUCCUCCGGCAGGCUGUGGGGGCUCGUUCCUCGGCUCCCCCAGGACCCGCCCACCCCCUUUAAGCGGAGUUUGAGUGGAGUGCGUGUGAGAGGCUCCAUCCUCGCUGCGGUCUCCUCUGCCCGGACGCAGCGGGGGUCGCGCCAUUUGUUUCUUUAAUUCCUGGAAGAAGGCGAGCUGGCCAGCUGUGCGGGGCAGGUGGAAUAAUUGUGGACUGAGACGCGCUCCGGCAGAGACUAUGUAAACGGCUCGGUGUCGGUACAGCGGACUGCGCUUCGGGGAGGGAAGAGGAGGGAUCGGCUCGCUUCUUUGCGUCUCGGCAGGCGGGGUUUCGCAGCGGCACCAGUUGUCGCGCCCGCCCGCCCGCGGGGAGGUCGCUCCAUCCAGCCCCGCCGGCCGCGAGAGCCCGAGCGCCGGAGCGCGGCAGUCGGCCGGGGUGAGGGAGAGCUAGACCCGGCUCCGGGGCGCAAGGGAGCGGGCCGGGGAGUCCCGGAGCAGGCGAGUGGCGGUCGCAAACCCAGCGGAGCGCGCCCCCAGCUCGCUCCAGCGGUGCGGCGGCGGGCGGCGUCCAGGCGGCAUGGAGAAGGACGGGCUGAGCCGCGCGGACCAGCAGUACGAGUGCGUGGCGGAGAUCGGGGAGGGCGCCUAUGGGAAGGUGUUCAAGGCCCGGGACCUGAAGAACGGAGGCCGUUUCGUGGCGCUGAAGCGCGUGCGGGUGCAGACGGGCGAAGAGGGCAUGCCGCUCUCCACCAUCCGCGAGGUGGCGGUGCUGAGGCACCUGGAGACCUUCGAGCACCCCAACGUGGUCAGGUUAUUCGAUGUGUGCACGGUGUCACGAACAGACAGAGAAACUAAACUAACAUUAGUGUUUGAACAUGUAGAUCAAGACUUGACCACUUAUUUGAAUAAAGUUCCAGAGCCCGGAGUGCCCACUGAAACCAUAAAGGACAUGAUGUUUCAGCUUCUCCGAGGCCUGGACUUCCUUCAUUCUCACCGAGUCGUGCAUCGUGAUCUAAAACCACAGAACAUCCUGGUGACCAGCAGUGGACAAAUAAAACUGGCUGACUUCGGCCUUGCCCGCAUCUACAGUUUUCAGAUGGCCCUGACCUCAGUGGUCGUCACGCUGUGGUACCGGGCCCCCGAAGUCCUGCUGCAGUCCAGCUACGCCACCCCCGUGGACCUCUGGAGCGUCGGCUGCAUAUUCGCAGAAAUGUUCCGCAGAAAGCCUCUUUUUCGUGGAAGUUCGGAUGUGGACCAACUCGGAAAAAUCUUGGACGUAAUUGGACUCCCAGGAGAAGAGGACUGGCCUAGAGAUGUUGCGCUUCCCAGGCAGGCUUUUCACGCAAAAUCUCCUCAGCCUAUUGAGAAUUUUGUAAGCGACAUUGACGAACAAGGCAAAGACCUACUUCUGAAGUGCUUGACAUUUAAUCCAGCCAAAAGAAUAUCUGCCUACGGUGCCCUGUCCCACCCAUACUUCCACGACCUGGAGAGGCGCAAGGAGAGCCUGGAUUCCCACCUGCCGCCCAGCCACAACAGCUCGGAGAUGAAUAUAGCCUGAGCUCCCAGCCGCGGCCU